AUGAUCAACAUUUUGUUUCAUCUGUUUUUUCCCACUGCUCUUCGCCCAGUAUCUUGUGUCUGGGUGGUAUGGGUCUGUCUAUUCUUCUGCAACAGACUGACCAUGGUGGGAGCAGCACCCAUCUGUGCCAAUGCCCAAGCUGGCCAGCUGUGCCACGUCCUCUCCUUGGCAAACUUGUUUGACCGGGUCAUCCAACACUCAGCCAGGACACACGGCAUUUCAAACAACCUCCACACAGAGUUUGAGCAGUACUUCCUGCCCAGUAAGAAUCACAUCGGUCGGGUCAGUCGAAACUGUCACACCUCCAGCAUCCUGACCCCAAAUGGCAAGGACAACGCUCAGAGAAUGACGAGGGAGGAGCUGACCGAGGUGAUCCUGAAGCUCCUGCUGGCGUGGAGGGAUCCCCUGUGGCAUUUCCAUCAGAGCAUGGCACACCACCACGACUUCAACAAAUUCAGCUCCAAUAAAACCCUUGAGAUGAGCAACAUGGUACAUGAGCUCCACAGAGGUGUGGAGAAAGUGGCUGAGAAGAUGCAGGUGCUGGGGAUAAUAAGCAACACGGUCAGCAACCUGGCUUCUCCCGAGGCUUUGCUGGCCUCCGACAGCAGCGAGUGGCGCCUGAUGAGAAACUAUGACCUCCUCUACUGCUUCCGCAGAGACUCCAACAAAGUGCAGAACUACCUGAAGAUCCUCAAGUGUCGCAUCGUCCCAGAGCACGGAUGCUAA
Pungitius pungitius (ninespine stickleback) is the source of this 726-nucleotide messenger RNA. It is a transcript of the gene prl2, whose product is annotated as prolactin 2. Gene Ontology annotation, cellular component: extracellular region. Lineage: Eukaryota; Metazoa; Chordata; Actinopteri; Perciformes; Gasterosteidae. The transcript has 5 exons. Bases 1 to 726 code for a protein of 241 amino acids. Gene Ontology annotation, biological process: positive regulation of receptor signaling pathway via JAK-STAT; response to nutrient levels. The record is from RefSeq and is a predicted model, not a curated record. Gene Ontology annotation, molecular function: hormone activity.